Acaulospora colombiana is the source of this 2818-nucleotide messenger RNA. Lineage: Eukaryota; Fungi; Glomeromycota; Glomeromycetes; Diversisporales; Acaulosporaceae. The record is from the annotation of a GenBank genome assembly.
AUGCGUGAACCGCCGAUACUGCCGGUGCUUCACCAGAUACCUCACAAGGGAGAGCCUAUAGUGGUGAAUGGCAUCGACGUAUCAUUUUAUGAAGAUGUAGAAUCUCUCCGAGGGUUCGGCGAGAAAAAUAAAGAGACCGUGGUUAAUCUGACCGCCUUAAUAAAUCGUGCAUUCAGCUUUGCUUAUGAAUUCGAUUAUGAACAUAACGUUAUAUCACUUCGCCAAGGAAAAUAUCUCACCAAGGAGGAAAAAGGUUGGGGUGAAACCGGCAAAGGUUGGCGACUUCUAUGCGUCGAGGAGCCCUUCAACACGUCGAGAAACCUUGGUAAUAGCGCUGACGACAUCAGUGUUCAGGGAUUAAGAGAAGAAUUUCGUAGGGCCUCUAAGAUACUUUACGAGGACGUUAGCCUGGAGUUAUGUUGCCAGCAAUACGUGUUCCCAAGACCUAGGACGAAUGGGACGUAUCAGUACAGGCAAGGCGCCAAGAGGUCAAAUUACUUCAAGUACAAUCAAGGAUUUCAUUAUAAUGGUUCUCACAGACAACAGAAUGGUGAUGAUGAUGCGAAUGAAUAUCACGAUGACGCGGAUACCGAUAAAACUGGACAAGUUGUUUCUAGCGCAUCCUCUUACCAAAGGAGCGAACAAUUUAACCACGCACGUCCUGAAAAUAACAAUUUUCACCAGAGAAAUUCUAGUUUUCAAGAUGCGUCGAACCGUAUAUCUGGUUCUCCCGAUUCGAAACAAGGCAUUGGCAAUGAUAUGAAGUCCACCAACGCGCAAAGUUCAAAUCACCCCGCUGAAUUUAGUGAAGUUACCUCGAACAACAAUACAAAUCAAAAGUCCGUUGAUCAAACUCAAAUUGCCCGCCAUACCGCGACGAAUAAUAAUAGGAUAAUGACCCACUCAAAUCAGAAGACGACUUGUGCACAAAAUCAAAAGUAUAUUGGUCAAUCGAACAAGCAACAAUACGGCUUUUCAUCCAAUUACAAAUCCACGAACGGAUCAAAUCGACCGAAUCGUAAUUCAGAUCAAAGGUUCGUUCGUGAGCCCAGACACAAUUUUGCCCACGCUUCAAAUUCAAUUGUGACACCUCCCACUUCUCACAAAGAGUCAGUAGGCAGUUCUUUAUCCGGUAAUCAAUCAAAUCAGGCCUCGAAUACGAAAUCCGACCAAAAUUACCACAAACCCAUGCAAUCGAAAUCCAUUAACGAGAACAAUUAUAAUAAGACUUACCCCGGUCAUAACGGAGUUAAAGCUUCUGAGAAUGGUACCUCGGUCAUUCAUUCAUACCUCACCGAUAAUACUACCACCACCUUCCAACGACGACUGUCGCAUCAAUCUUCGUCGGACGGUUCGAAUAGUCACGCGAGCUUCAAUAGUAGUAAUACUAGCUAUAGUAACAACAGUUGUCAACCGUGUAACACUUCAAAUAAGUCCCAGGGUAAUUAUCAUUUGAGCCAAGACCAAAAUAAUAAUACCAGUGGUGGUGGAAGGAAGAAGCGCCAUCAUAACAAUAGCGUGAACAAUUCCGGAAAUAUGGAUAAUAACAAUUACUCUAGUCGUGGUUCUCUGAAUAACCAGUCAAAAUCCAAUAUGACAUUUUCCUCUUCAAUGACGAUGGGAAACAACAACUAUGUGACCCCCACCACGUCAAGCGGGAAUGUAAUGUCGCAUUACGCAUCUCCCCAGCAACAUUCGACGAAAGGCGAGAUUAACAACGGUCUCGCCAGCGGUAAUUCGACGUAUAAUUUGGUCGCCAGUCGGAAUCUCCCUAACAACCAAAGGUCGUCGUCGAACGGUGUAAAUUCAAAUAGCAAUGAUAAUAAUGGGCAUUGUGUUAACGGCUCGAAAACUCAAACGGGGACGCAUAACAACAAUGACAAUCGUUCGAAUAGUAAAAAGGCGAUAUACGGCAAUAACGCGGCCCAUGGAAAUUAUUCCAACGUAACGAUUGCCAACAACAGCUCAGCCCAUGAUGGUUACCCUUAUGGGUCGAAGUCAGCGAAAAAUGGGUACCAAAAUAAUGAUCACAUUGGUGGUCCAAGGAAUAAUAAUAAUUCGAAUGGUGGUCAUUAUUCAACUGGACAGAAGCCCAUGAACAUUGUUCGUCAAAGUAAUUGGUUUCCUAAUAACUUAAAUCUGACGAACGUUAACUACCAAGAUAUCGACAGUCUUGCACAGGGACCCAAGGUUCCAACGAGUGAAGGUCAUCCCAACGACGAAAACCACUCUAUUCGAGUAUCCGAAUUCAACCAUUCCGGUAACUCCCAUUACUCGGACAUUCUAAAAUCGAAGGGAAACAAUGCUAACAAUAUCAACUACGCCAACGUGGCAGCCAAGGCUACGAAUACCUCCGGUAGUACCAACAACGGUCAUAACGUCGGAAGACCUGUCUAUAAUGGUGUCAAUCGUACCAUAGGUGAAAGUACCAACUUUUCAAUUCACACGAAUGAUCAAAACUAUAACUUAAUUGCCAGGAAUGCAAACAACAGUAAAUUCAACGCAUUCAAGAAUGUGGGCGGAAAUAAUGCCAACGCGCCAAAGAAUCCCGAUGGAAGCGCGCUAAAGGUUGUUAAACCAAAUAACUCCAGUGCACCCAGGAGUAUGAGCAUCAAUGCUAGCAGCGAAUCGAAUGGUCAACGAUGCAAUAAUCAACAAAAUCGUAAGUCUCGUAAUAAGAAGCGCGUUCCGAAUAUUAAUGUCAAAAAAGACGAAGACAAUCCCCUGCAACAAAAUCAAAUACCACAGCACAUGUCGUUGUCGCAACAGCAACCAUCAUUCCAGUCGGAGGGCAGCGGUGGUGACAAACAAAAAGGCG